CGGCGCCGAGCCACCCAGCCGAGCCGGGGGCGCAGAGCGCGGGAGGCGGUAGCCGAGCCCAGAGUAUGGGCCUUUUGCAAGGCUUUCCUUUUUUUUGGAGAUGGGGUCUCCCUGUAGCCCAACUGGCCUGGAACUUGCUAUGUAGACCAGACUUACCUACUUCUGCUCCUGAGUGCUGGAAUCAAAGGCGGCUCUGCUGCCAAUGGAAGUUCCCUGGCCUGGCGGUUGAAGUUGGUCUACGCACCAUGUCAUCAUGUGUCUCUAGCCAGCCCAGCAGUGACCGGUCAGCCCCCCAGGAUGAGCUGGGGAGCCCAGGCAGCAGCCGAGAAAGCCAGAAGCCCUGUGAGGCCCUGAGGGGCCUUUCAUCUUUGAGCAUACGUUUGGGCAUGGAAUCCUUCAUUGUGGUCACUGAGUGUGAGCCAGGCUGUGCUGUGGACCUCAGCCUGGCCCGGGACCGACCCCUGGAGGUGGAUGGCCAGGAAGUCCCCCUCGAUGCUUCAGAAUCUGAGGCACGGCCCCUGCUUUCUAGUCGCAAACUGUCCCUGCAGGAGCAGUCCCAGGGUGGGCCAGUAUCUGGCAGCAGCCUGGACAUGAAUGGACGCUGCAUCUGCCCGUCCCUGCCCUACUCACCUGCCAGCUCCCCACAGUCCUCGCCAAGGCUGCCCCGACGACCCACAGUGGAGUCACACCAUGUCUCUAUUACUGGUUUGCAGGACUGUGUGCAGCUAAAUCAGUACACACUGAAGGAUGAGAUUGGAAAGGGCUCCUAUGGUGUGGUCAAGUUGGCCUACAAUGAAAAUGACAAUACCUACUAUGCAAUGAAAGUACUAUCUAAAAAGAAGCUGAUCCGACAGGCUGGCUUUCCACGUCGCCCCCCGCCCCGAGGUACCCGCCCAGCUCAAGGGGGUUGCAUCCAGCCCAGGGGCCCCAUUGAACAGGUAUACCAGGAAAUUGCCAUCCUCAAGAAGCUGGACCACCCCAAUGUGGUAAAACUGGUGGAGGUCCUGGAUGACCCCAACGAGGACCAUCUGUAUAUGGUGUUUGAGCUGGUCAACCAAGGGCCUGUGAUGGAAGUGCCCACCCUCAAACCACUCUCUGAAGACCAGGCCCGAUUCUACUUCCAGGAUCUGAUCAAAGGCAUUGAAUACCUACACUACCAGAAGAUCAUCCACCGGGACAUCAAACCUUCCAACCUGCUGGUGGGAGAAGACGGGCACAUCAAGAUUGCCGACUUUGGUGUGAGCAAUGAGUUCAAGGGCAGUGAUGCCUUGCUGUCUAACACUGUGGGCACACCUGCUUUCAUGGCACCCGAGUCGCUCUCAGAGACCCGAAAGAUUUUCUCUGGGAAGGCCUUGGAUGUUUGGGCCAUGGGUGUGACACUCUACUGCUUUGUCUUUGGCCAGUGCCCUUUCAUGGAUGAGAGAAUCAUGUGUUUGCACAGUAAGAUCAAGAGUCAGGCCCUGGAGUUUCCAGACCAGCCUGAUAUAGCUGAAGACUUGAAAGAUCUGAUUACCCGGAUGUUGGACAAGAACCCAGAGUCAAGGAUUGUGGUGCCAGAAAUCAAGCUGCACCCUUGGGUCACGAGGCACGGGGCUGAGCCAUUGCCAUCGGAGGACGAGAACUGCACGCUCGUCGAGGUGACUGAAGAGGAGGUCGAGAAUUCUGUCAAACACAUUCCCAGUCUGGCGACCGUGAUCCUGGUGAAGACCAUGAUUCGGAAACGCUCUUUCGGGAACCCUUUUGAGGGUAGCCGGCGGGAGGAGCGCUCUUUGUCAGCACCUGGGAACCUGCUCACCAAAAAACCAACCAGGGAGUGGGAACCCUUGUCUGAGCCCAAGGAAGCAAGGCAGCGAAGACAGCCUCCGGGGCCCCGAGGCAGCCCCCGUGGGGGAGGAGGAAGUCCUCUUGUGAAAGGUGGUCACUGCGUGGAAAGUUGGGGGGCCCUGGCCCCCAGCUUCCCGGCACACAUGCCUCUACUGCAGCCCGAGGAGGCGAUGGAGCUGGAGUAGCUGCCUGGACCACUUGACCUCGCAUGCCUGGCCAUGUGGCCCUGCACAGGGCUGCUGCACCCUGAGUUUCCAUAGCAGCAUGUCCUACGGAAACCAAGCACGUGUGUAGAACCUUGACCAUCAUCUCUGGUUAUUUGCUUUUGUUUUUAUUCCUUUGUUGUUUUAAGGGGACAAAAAAAAAAAAAAAAAAAACUUG
Molecule: messenger RNA, 2205 nt
Organism: Nannospalax galili (Upper Galilee mountains blind mole rat)
Lineage: Eukaryota; Metazoa; Chordata; Mammalia; Rodentia; Spalacidae
Gene: Camkk2
Product: calcium/calmodulin dependent protein kinase kinase 2
Exons: 18
Coding region: 66-2009 (647 amino acids)
Biological process (GO): protein phosphorylation; activation of protein kinase activity; CAMKK-AMPK signaling cascade
Molecular function (GO): ATP binding; protein kinase activity
Source: RefSeq, a predicted model, not a curated record